GACUAGGCAGGCUCAAUUGUACCGUAACACCAACCUCCAUCUUCGACCCGCCCAGCAUUCGCGAUUUAGACUCUACCCAUCCGAUCCCAAAAGUCUGAACAAUCGCUACCCUUGCAACCUCUACGAUGCCCUAGAGAAGCCGAUGGAGCCUACAUAUCGCCAGCCCUCAAAAUGCCUACAGCUAUGAACGCUGGGUCUUUCAGCCCCAAAGCCUCAUCAUCGUGGCACCCAACAAACGACCACGACCACGCCGCCGAAGCCUACCACGAAGCCGACGAAGCCGACAUCCUUGCGCCCCCCGCCGACACACACCAUGGCGCCGAGGACGACAGCGACAUCCUCGGCGACGACCCCUUGCGCGACAACCUCGACCGGCCCUUCUCGUUCAAGCGCAAGCUGAAGCAGAGCAUCCUGUCCCAGCCCUCCCGGCUGUUCACGGCCCUGACAGGCCGGAGGAGUCCCGACGCGGACUCGCCGCGGCCGGACACGCCGCCGUCAGACAGAAUGUGGUCCGACGACGCCGGGCUGGGACGAGGCGGGAAUCUCAACGCGGGCUUCAAGGACGGCGUCCCGCUCGACUGGUACGCUGAGGGCCCGGGGAGGCGCGUCGGGUACGAGGACCUGACAGCCAUCGACUGGAUCUUCGAAUACACCAAAGAGAGGCAGCGGCUGCGGAUGCUCUACUCGGGCGCGACGGGCAUCCUGGGAUACGUCCGGCAGCUCCUGGAUGCCAGCCAGGUGUGGGUCAUCCUGGUGUUGACCGGCCUCUCCGUCGGCGCCGUGGCGGCGGGGAUCGACGUGACCACUAAUUGGCUCGGGGAUAUGAAGGCUGGAUAUUGCACAAACGCCGAUGGGGGGGCCUUCUACCUGAACAAGGGCUUUUGCUGCCUCGGCUAUGAUGACUUCUCCCAGUGUGUCAGGUGGCGGUCCUGGGGUACGGCUAUGGGCCUGAAGUCGGCGGGGGGGAAGUGGUUUAUGGAGUACUUUUUCUUCUCGCUGUUUUCGGUCACGUUUGCGCUCUGCGCGAGUAUUCUGGUCAAGGAGUAUGCGAUAUACGCCAGGCAUAGCGGCAUACCCGAGAUCAAGACAGUCUUGGGAGGUUUCGUUAUCCGGAGGUUUCUGGGUGCGUGGACAUUGGUUACGAAGUCUCUUGGUCUGUGUCUCGCCGUUGCCUCGGGCAUGUGGUUGGGUAAGGAGGGCCCUCUAGUCCAUGUGGCCUGCUGCUGUGCGAAUUUGUUCAUCAAGUUCUUCCCUAGCAUCAGGAGCAAUGAAGCCCGAAAACGAGAGAUACUCUCCGCGGCGGCAGCCGCAGGCAUUUCAGUUGCCUUCGGCUCGCCGAUCGGUGGUGUAUUGUUCAGUCUCGAGCAAUUGUCGUAUUACUUCCCCGACAAGACAAUGUGGCAGAGCUUCGUCUGUGCCAUGACAGCCGGGUUCCUGUUACAGGUCCUCGACCCAUACAGAUCUGGCAAGCUUGUGCUGUACCAAGUAAAGUACAGCUCGGGGUGGCACGGGUUUGAGCUCAUCCCAUUUGUCCUGCUCGGAAUCCUAGGGGGCGUGUAUGGGGGCCUCUUCAUCAAGGCGAACAUGAAGGUCGCGCAGUGGAAGAAGUCGACAUCGUGGCUACCAGGCCCCGUGACGCAGGUCGUCGUCGUCGCAUUGAUCACGGCGCUGAUCAACUAUCCCGACCGCUAUAUGCGGGCCCAGUCCUCGGAGUUGGUAUACUCGCUCUUCGCCGAGUGCUCGGAAGACCUGCAGGAUCAGUUCCGGCUUUGCACCUCCGGCGUGGCCAUAGCAGGCGCCGUCAUUCUACUCAUCUUUGCGGCCGUCCUCGGCUUCUUCCUUGCCGCCGUAACCUUCGGGCUCCUGAUCCCCGCGGGCAUCAUCCUCCCGUCCAUGGCCAUCGGGGCCCUUUCCGGGCGGGCCGUCGGGAUCAUCAUGGAGACGUGGGUCGACAACAACCGCACCUUCCUCCCCUUCCAGUCCUGCGAGCCCGACAUACCCUGCGUCACCCCGGGGACCUACGCCAUCAUCGGCGCGGCCGCGGCCGUUGCGGGGGUGACCCGCAUGACCGUCUCCAUCGUGGUCAUCAUGUUCGAGCUGACGGGCGCCCUGGACUACCUCCUACCCAUCAUGAUCGCCGUCAUGAUCAGCAAGUGGGUCGGCGACGCCUUCUCCAGGCGGGGCAUCUACGAGUCGUGGAUCCACUUCAACGAGUACCCCUUCCUGGACAACUCGGAGGAGACGGUGAUCCCCCACAUCCCCGCCGCGCAAGUCAUGACCCGCAUUGAGGACCUGGUCGUGCUCACGGCGACGGGCCACACCAUCGGCAGCCUCUCGGCCGUGCUCGAGGACCACCCGUACCGCGGCUUCCCCGUCGUGUCGGACCCGCGCGACGCCGUCCUGCUCGGCUACAUCAGCCGGGCCGAGCUGGCCUACAACCUGCACACGAGCACGCAGGCCCCGCGCCGCCUGCCGCCCGAGACCGAGGCCUUCUUCUCCCACCAGCCCCUCGCCGACCCGCGCUCCACCCUCGACCUGCGCCCCUGGAUGGACCAGACCCCCAUCACCCUGCCUAGCCGCUCCAGCCUGCACCGCGCCGUGUCCUACUUCCAGAAGCUGGGCCUCCGCUACGUGCUCUUCUCCGACCGCGGCGCCCUCCAGGGCCUCCUCACCAAGAAGGACGUCUGGUACGUCCUCAACGGCGCCGACGAGUCGCGCCGCCCCGGCCCGGCCCCGUCCGAUGGCGCCGGCGCCGGCGCGCGGGGAGACUCCGAUCACGAUCACGACCACAUAGACGUGGGCUCGGGGUCGGAGCCUGGUGAUGAUGAUGAUGGGGGCGGCGGUGGGGGGGGAGGCCGGAGGAGGACCUUCUCGAGAGGGGGUGGUGAUGACCAUGAUGGCGGGGAGCCGAGUCCCGGGUCGGAUGCGCCGAGUCUUUUGUGAUGGUACCGUUUCCGUGUAGAUGGGAAGGGAGUUGGAUGGAUGUUGGUGUGUUAACGAUAUUGCAUGAGACUUAUAAUGCAUUGUACAACAUGCUGAUGCUGGAUUGUCGGGGGAUUUAGCUGUUUAUUUUCAGGAAGGCGUGGGAGAUGGAUAUACCGAGAUAUAUAUACCCUAUACUAUACACUCGCUCGAAUAGUAAAACUAGCCUUCCAAGGAGCCCUCUGCCUCCUCUCCGAGAUUGUU
Messenger RNA from Phialemonium atrogriseum, 3186 nucleotides. RefSeq names its product Clc chloride channel. Lineage: Eukaryota; Fungi; Ascomycota; Sordariomycetes; Cephalothecales; Cephalothecaceae. Gene Ontology annotation, biological process: transmembrane transport; chloride transport. Gene Ontology annotation, molecular function: voltage-gated chloride channel activity. The coding region runs from base 172 to 2943 and encodes 923 amino acids. Gene Ontology annotation, cellular component: Golgi apparatus; plasma membrane; early endosome. The transcript has 5 exons. The record is from RefSeq and is a predicted model, not a curated record.